Momordica charantia (bitter melon) is the source of this 2856-nucleotide messenger RNA. RefSeq names its product pentatricopeptide repeat-containing protein At4g13650-like. Gene Ontology annotation, molecular function: protein binding; RNA binding. The record is from RefSeq and is a predicted model, not a curated record. Gene Ontology annotation, biological process: RNA modification. NCBI's taxonomy places the organism in Eukaryota, Viridiplantae, Streptophyta, Magnoliopsida, Cucurbitales, Cucurbitaceae.
GCCGCAAGCACCAUUCGCUGGUUUUAUGAACCCAAACUGUUCCAUUAACAAGUUGUUCGAAAUUUGAACCGGCUUCAAAGUUCAAACAAAUUUGUUCAAUUUGAAGUUUUCUCGGCACCGCCGGCGCUUCGAUCAAACAAACAUGCGGCCAUGUACUGCUCCUGCUCCACCCGCCGCCUACGGAGCGCUGUUCAUCUUCUCAAGGCCUCCUUCUGGAUACCCAGCCACGUAAGUUUCAGAGCUUCGAUUUCUCGUAAUCACACUCACUCAGAACCCAGCCUUCGACAUGUUACCCAAAAACACAAUUUAUCAGACAAUUUCGACAUCGAGCUCCUGCUUCAAUUGCUGCGAAAUGCGUCUUCUCCCACCCCUCACCUUCUCAGCAAAACCAUAUCCGCAUGCACAAAAUCUGGCUAUCUGGAUUUGGGAAUUCAAGUCCACUCAGCCAUUGUCAAGUUGGGUUUCUCUCUCAAUGCUUAUAUUUCUAGUGCUCUUGUCGAUAUGUAUGGUAAAUAUUGUUCUAUGUCGAACGCCCAAAAGGUGUUUGAUGAAAUGGAGUGUCCAAAUGUUGUCUCUUGGAAUGCCUUGGUUACUUGUUAUUUACAAGCUGGCAGACCAGAGAUGGCAAUUACUUUGUUUUUGGAGAUGCUAAAUGUGGGGAUAGAACCCACACCCUUUAGUUUAUCUGGUGUUCUUGUGGGCUGUUCUCAGUUACAAGAUGGAAAGCUUGGAAGUCAACUUCAUUGUUUUAGUUUGAAACUAAGGUUUUCAUCUAAUGUUGUUGUUGGUACUGGACUAAUCGACAUGUACUCGAAGUGUUGCAACCUUGAAGAUUCAAGGAGGGUGUUCAAUAUAAUGUCAAACAGAAAUGUUUUUACUUGGACUUCAAUGAUCUCUGGGUACGCUCGGAAUCAGAAACCGGAUGAGGCAAUGGUUUUGGUGCGAGCAAUGCUGCGUCUGGAUCUUAAACCAAAUUAUAUGACUUAUAAUAGCUUGCUAAGUUCAUUUUCUAGUUCUCACAAUUUUCAUCAAUGCAAGCAAAUCCAUUGUCGGAUAAUAGCGGAAGGGUUCGAGAGUAAUAACUAUAUAGCCGCUAGCCUUGUUACUGCAUAUUCCGAAUGUUGCAGUAGCUUGGAGGACUAUAGGAAGGUUUGCUCGGCCAUUACAAUGUUCGAUCAGAUUUCAUGGAAUGCAGUCAUAGCUGGUUUUUCUAACUUGGGCAUUGGUGAGGAAGCUUUGGAAUGUUUUAUUCAGAUGAGGCAGGCAAAUAUUGAUGUAGACUUUUUCACAUUUACAAGCAUUUUUAGGGCCAUAGGGAUUACUUCAGCUCUGGAAGAAGGAAGGCAAAUUCAUGGUCUAGUUUAUAAAACUGGAUUUGCCUUAAAUUUAUUUGUCCAAAAUGGCCUCGUGUCCAUGUAUGCUAGAUGUGGUGCUAUCAGUGAUUCAAAGAAGGUGUUCUCAAUGAUGAAUGAACAUGACUUAAUAUCCUGGAAUUCAUUGCUUUCAGGAUGUGCUUACCAUGGACGUGGUGAAGAGGCCAUUGACUUGUUUGAGCAAAUGAGAAGGACAUCGGUCAAACCAGAUAAUACCUCGUUCCUUUCUGUGCUCACUGCUUGUAGCCACGUUGGUUUGCUGGAUAAGGGACUUGAAUAUUUCAAUUUGAUGAUAAAUAGUAAUUUGCUUGAACCUCCAAAACUGGAGCAUUAUGCUACAGUGGUUGACCUCUUCGGUCGAGCAGGAAAUCUUCAUGAAGCCGAAGCUUUCAUCGAAAGCAUCACAGUUGAACCAGGACCAUCUAUUUACAAAUCUUUGCUAAGUGCUUGCCUAAUUCAUGGAAAUAAGGAUAUUGCCAUUCGUACCGCAAAAAAAAUUUUGCAACUAUACCCACAUGACCCAGCAACUUACAUCAUGCUGUCAAAUGUGUUGGUGAGAGAUGGUAACUGGGAUGAUGCUGCUAGGGUAAGGAGGCUCAUGUCCAACAGAGGAGUUAAGAAAAAUCCUGGUUUCAGCUGGAUGUGACUUCAAUAAAAGGAUAAACACUCAUUUUGGCUGAAAAGAAAAUUCAACAUAUUUAUGAUCCAACAAGGCGGAUGGUUGACAGUAUAAACACUUCUCUAUUGUGGUUGAUAGCCAGUUCAGUAAAGUGGAGUAUUAAUGGAAUAAUCUUGAUAAACUUCCUCAACACUUUCAGGUGUAUUCUCUUAGAUACUGGGUCCACAAGGCUCAUCUACAUCUACUUAUGUUUUUAUUCAGAACCAACUCGUUUAUGAUCAACCACCUGGGGAUUUCACUUGUAAACCAUUUGGAAUGUUCAGAAUUAAGCUAUGCUUCUGCAGGAGAAGCCUCUGAAGUCACGCUGAGUAAGGAGAAAGAGUUUAUGCAUCAUUUUGAGGUGCACCAGAAGCAGAUGUGUUAUACCAAUCAAUAUCUGUAGUUGCUUGUAAGAGAAAGAGGGAGGAAUAAGAAUGUACCUUUCAUGACUAGAAAGAAAAUGGUACACACAGAGCAUCCUUCCAAACUGAGAAAGGAGCUCCUGGAGCUAAAGCUUAUCAGAAAAAAUUUCCUGCCUCCAGACUAGUUCUGUAAGAAAGAGAAUGUUCCAAGUUUCAAACAAGAAAUGCAGGAUUGACUGCUGAGAUCGCCUGCAUGGGCAGAUUGAAUUAGUUCCUGUUUUGUUUUCAGUAUAUAAUCGAUGUAAAUACUUUGGAUUGGAAGUACAUCGGGAGUAUUGAUGGUAACUAGCAAUUUUGUCUAUUAUUCAAUGAUAUUAAGCUAACGGUGAAGUUUUAUUACAACAACAAUGUACAAUACUGGAGCAUAAUGGUAUUUGCUUCAUCAAAAAGCAUUGGUAUAUAA